Messenger RNA from Drosophila rhopaloa, 2885 nucleotides. RefSeq lists its product as uncharacterized. NCBI's taxonomy places the organism in Eukaryota, Metazoa, Arthropoda, Insecta, Diptera, Drosophilidae. The transcript is spliced from 3 exons. The record is from RefSeq and is a predicted model, not a curated record. Bases 564 to 1568 code for a protein of 334 amino acids.
AACGUGCAACAGGGCAAUAAGGUAGUAAGGUAGUAAGGUGGUGAAAAGUGAAAACUCCCGAGUCGAGGCUUUAAAGCAUUUUUUUCUAAUUAAAAUGGACAUGCCUCAAUGGGCUUAGCAGCACGUGUUGUGCUCCCUGGAGCGUCAAUCUUCGAUCUGCCAACGAGACCCCCACUCUUCAUCUGUGAAAAUUUACAUAAGUGGGAACUGGGAAGUGGUCGGUUCUCUCCACCCAAUCCGGUUUCGCCUGACGGAUUACCCUUUUGGAUGCAUACACGACUAUUUCUCUACGUGUGUGCUAGGUAAAAGUCUUGGACGUGAAAAGCUAUCAGGGGGAUCAACUGGGGGCUUGACCGCAAGCAAAAAGCCGCAGCACUUUUCGGCGAAAGGCCGCAAAAUCACUCAACCAGCAGCGCCAUAAAUUGUCGAAUGGCCCGUAGAAUUUGGUCUACAGAGAUCUCGAAACACUCACCUCCUCACAGUUUGAUUCUUGACGUUGUGCGGAGUGCGUGUGUGAAGUGGGAAGCCCGUCCGAAGGAUCCGCAACAAAAGUCCAAUCCAAGAUGUGGCAGCGACAGGUGUUGCUCCUCGGCAUUUGCGGGCUCAUAACAAUGAAGGUGGCAAGGAGCACCGCCAGCCGCUUUAAUGGCGCCACUUCCGCCGGCAGCCAAAACCCGCCACUGAAGCUGGAGAUGAAUGCAUGGCAGCCUUUCACGCAGCACAACAAUUGGCUCAUCCUCCAGGCAACUGCGCCCAGUUCAAUGCCGCCGGAGCGGCAGGAGAUCCGGGAAAGGAGAAAGGAGCCGGAACGACGGCUUCCUGUCAAUUUCUACGCCUACAACCAUCGCUAUAACGAGAGCUCCCCAUCGACGGGCGGAAAUUACAAACAGGUUCCUCCCAGCGAUCCAGCCAGCUACGUUUUGGCCAUCAGCCAGCAGAUGCGACGGGGCCAACUCCUACGCCAGCUGCCGAAUGCGGAGGAAGUCGAGCCGGAAGUUCGUAAGGUGGCUGCGACUUCAACUCACCCGGCUAAUGGUGAUGAUGAUGAUGACGAUGAAAGCGAAAUCCUUCCCAUGGAAGUCGGAGCGAGAGAACAGGCGUCGCUCCGGGGAAUCGAAUCCUUCUUGGCGCCCUUUGAACGCGCUUUAAUAAAAGUGCGCAACUUCUGCGACACCUUGAGGAGUGUGAUUAGCGACGAGUCAGAUGAGGCCGGUUCAAGUAAAUUGGAUGCCACCACAAGCGAAGCAGCCACAGCACCAUCAGGUGCACCGGCAACAUCAAAGGAACUCCUGGUUCAAGGUCGCGCCCAACGUCUGGGCCCGGAAUCGGAGGGCCGCAAGCUCAAGAAGCUGAAGAAGAAGAUCCAGAAGCUGCUGUUCCCCCUGCUGAUUGCCUACAAGCUGAAGUUCCUCACCCUCAUCCCGGUCCUCAUCGGCGGACUCACGCUGCUCGUGGGCACCACGGGUCUGGCCGGCUUCUUUUUCGCUCUCUUUACGGCCGUAAUGAGCCUGAAGACCUCCGGCGGUGGCGGCCAUGCCAGCAAGUCGCUCGUCUUGAAGAAACUCUGAGGAGUGCGGACUUUAAACACACUCGGAUUUGGCUGUUCGCCUUGGCUUAUCCAGCUGUGCAGCCAGCCAGUCGGCAUUGAUUUGUCUGGUCGGUGGCCAUAAAACAAGCGACGCCGAUUUUCUGAGAUAGCAACGACGCGCCCUCAAGUAAAACCAAGUAUGUACAUAACAGCAAGAGUCCCAAAAAACGAUAAACGAAUUGAAAAGAUUGCUUUUGCCUAGACGAAUAUAAAAGCUUUGCAGGAGAAAUGUGGUAUGGAAUUUUAUUAGGGUUUAGGUUUAGAUUUUAAUUAUUUAUUUAUUUAUUUCUGAGUUAAAUCAAAGAAAAUUCUAGACUAUGUGUACACGUUUGUUCUAUUUAAGCAACAAAAAAAUGCAAUCUUCUUUAUAUACAUUUUCAAUAUUAUUACUAUUGCGGAUAAAACUCUAAUUCUUAUGAAUUUAAAAUAACAAUGUUCUAUUAAGUAAUUAUCAAGGUAAUGCUCAGUAUGCUUUUAAAAUAUUUAUACUAAUUUAUUUUACACAUUUAAGCAUCAUUGUAUUUAUAGAAUCAGCAUCAAUGAUAGACUACUUUAAAUGUUCUUUCCUAAGCUUGCGUACGCGACUUCUCUUAUUUAAAAUGAAAAUGUAUAUUUAGUACAAAAAUAUGUAAGUGAAGAGGCAUUUUCCAAUUACUACAAACACACAAUCCCCGAAAAUUCCUUCGAUGGGCAGUAUAUAGUUUCAGCAGCAACCGGAUGCCAAAUAAAAAUACCGCUGACACCCAAACAACGAUAAAUUCCGCAGACACUUUGCAGUCGGUAAAGUCGGGGUUUUGGGCAUGAAAAGUGACGACAGCAAAAGCGUUAACGAAUGUUGACUGCUGACUGCGAUUAGUUCCGAGGCACGCGUGUGCAUUUAAAUGUGUUUGGACUUAGACGGCCUGUGAAUACAUAGCAUGCACAUAGGCCAGAGUUACAUAUGUGCGGGUCAACAAGAUAAGUCCAUUUGUCUCGUCUGGGCCACACCUAAUUCAGUUUGGAAGUUAUUUGAUUUCCCUGCGAAUAUACUCCCAUCAAGCCAACUUGUGUAAUUGUAAAAGCUCUGCUCGUUUGCUCCCUUAAUAUUGGGGAAAUUUAAUUAAUCCUAUUUCUGGCCCUCAGCCACGGGAGAUUACCAAAAAUUUACAUAAACACGAGUUCAAUAAAAGCCUUCAAAGCAAAUUCAAAUUAUUUUCAUGGCCAUUCCUGUUGAUGGCAAUGUUAUUAAUGAAUUUUUAAUAACAUUUUUAUUGGGUCUGCUACGGCCACAGAUUUGAUUGAAUUUCAGGGAAGCAGU